AUGGAUACCGGUUGUUUCACCGCGGCGCAGCGUAUUUCGUGCCACACCAUGAAUGCGGAUUUAUUUAAGCCUGUUCCGGAGCGUGGACCCCAACAGUCCUCUGCCCCGGUGAAAACGAGCAGGAAUAAACCCGAACAAAUCAAACCAGAGUUGGCCCAGGUCGUGACAGACUCCAAGACUGGACGAUCCUACAGUAAAGGGAAGCUUUUGGGAAAGGGUGGCUUUGCUCGAUGCUAUGAGAUGACAGACCUCUCCAACAACAAAAUGUACGCUGUGAAGGUGAUUCCACAGAGCAGGGUGUCCAAACCACACCAAAGGGACAAGAUUACAAAUGAGAUCGAGCUUCACAAAACCCUGUCCCACAAGCAUGUGGUGAAAUUCUCUCAUCAUUUUGAGGAUCAAGAGAACAUCUACAUAUUCCUUGAGCUCUGCAGUCGGAAGUCCUUGGCACACAUUUGGAAGGCAAGACACACACUCACAGAGCCAGAAGUACGAUAUUACCUCAAACAGAUCAUAUCCGGCCUCAAGUACCUCCACAGCAGAGGAAUCCUGCACAGAGAUCUCAAACUAGGCAACUUCUUUGUCAAUGAGAACAUGGAGCUGCGGCUGGGAGACUUUGGCCUCGCUGCUAAACUGGAGACAGUCGAACAGAGGAAAAAAACAAUCUGUGGGACUCCCAACUACUUGGCCCCUGAGGUGCUCAACCGACAGGGCCACGGCACAGAGUCUGAUGUUUGGUCCCUCGGAUGUGUCAUGUACACGCUGAUGUGUGGCAACCCUCCCUUUGAGACUCUUGACCUAAAGGAGACCUACAAGUGCAUCAAGGAAGUUCGGUACAACCUGCCCUCCACGCUUUCCCCCACUGCACAGAAACUCAUCUCAGGCAUCCUGCAGAAAAACCCCAGUGACAGACUGACCCUAGACCAGAUUCUCAACCAUGAAUUCUUCACCAAAGGUUUCACUCCUGACAAACUUCCUCCCAGCAGCUGUGUGAUGGUGCCAGAGCUCCAUCCUCCUAGCCCUGCCAAGAAAUUCUUCACUAAAAUGGCCAAGAGUCUCUUUGGCAAGAAGAAGGCAAAAGUGGAGAAGAUUCCAUGUGAGGAGAAAGACGACAAAGACAUUUCCAAGCUGGUGUCGGGCAUUGUUAAGUGUUCCAUCAACCGGCAGAUCAGCUAUAAAACAGUGGGACCCAAUGAGGUGCAAUCUCCCACUGGUCAGCUGGUCAGCUCCGUGCCUUUGGAACAGACUCCAGCUGAGGAGGAAUCUAGGAAGUCCAUCUCACGCUCCUUCAAGGGCACCAUGGCCAGCAGCACUGAGCCAUGUGAAGAUGUCCUGACCCCAGCUGCUGUGGCUGAAUCAGCCAUGAAAAUUCUCAACAACUGUUUGGCUAACAUGCCUGCAGCCACUAGAAACCCACCCUGCUUGUCCAGGCCACAGUCCUUCUUGUGGGUGACUAAAUGGGUCGACUAUUCAAACAAAUAUGGUUUUGGCUACCAACUCUCGAACCAAAGCAUUGGUGUUCUCUUCAAUGAGGGAACACAUCUCAGUCUCUGUGACCAACGCAAAACUGUCCACUACUGCUUGACCAACAACAAACACUUCACUUUCCCUGCCAACUCGUUACCUGAGCAGCUUCGUAGCCAGAAACAAAUCGUAGAGCUUAUGGCCAACUACAUGGAACAGAACCUUAUGGAGGGUGGAGAUCUUCACUGUGAUGAGCAGGUCUCAGGUUCUCCUCCUCUACUGCUCCAGUGGGUGAAGACAGACCACGCACUUGUCAUGCUCUUUAACAAUGGCACUCUACAGGUUAACUUCUACACCGAUCAUACCAAGAUCAUCCUGUGCAAGUCAUCUGAUGACUCGUACCUGCUCACCUACAUCAGCCGGGAACGCGUCUCCUACACUUACCUCCUCAGCAUGCUAAAUGAGAUGGGCUGCACCUCUGAGCUACGACACAGACUCCGAUAUGUGGUCCAGCUGCUCCAACACCAUGCCGAUGCCUGAAAGCACAGCUCAGUGCCUCCCAGGCUGCCUGAGUGGCAGAUGCCUUACAGGCAACCUGACUGGUUACCACCUUCUUCUUAGGCAGCCUGACUGGUUGAUAUAAUUUCUCAAGGCAGUGCCACGAGGGGCUGACACCUCUCCAGAUGACGGAUGGAAGGCUGCUCAAGUCUUCUGAGCAAUACUGUUGUCUGAACUGGUGCUUAGGCAGCUGAUUAUCAAAUUGAUUGACCUUGAUAAACAUCAAGCAGUCAGGAAGUUGCCCAAUGCAGCAUCUGCCUCAAGGGUUUGUGCCUGUCCAGCUUAUGCCUCAAAGGUACCUGGAGGUAUUGAUACCUAAAAUAAGAGACACCUACCUGGCCUGAAAUGAUGGAUCCCUCACAGGCAGUUGCCCACAUGAACACCCAGACUCCUAAUUACCCUCCCUCACUCAUUCAAAAUCACUGCUUCUUGGCUGGAUCUUUUCAAAGCCACCAACCAACCCUGCAGCUUUCAGUAUCCCCUGACAGCCAAUAACCCAGGCAUGGUUUCUCAAAGGUAUCUAAACACUAAAAUUGGUCCUAUCUGCUUGCAACAGAACAAGGAUAAUCUUGCAGCUGGAAUGCUUUUUUUUUUUUUUUUUUC
This is a messenger RNA of Scomber japonicus (chub mackerel), 2625 nucleotides long. It is a transcript of the gene plk3, whose product is annotated as polo-like kinase 3 (Drosophila). Lineage: Eukaryota; Metazoa; Chordata; Actinopteri; Scombriformes; Scombridae. Gene Ontology annotation, molecular function: ATP binding; protein binding; protein serine/threonine kinase activity. Gene Ontology annotation, cellular component: spindle pole; centrosome; cytoplasm. Bases 1 to 2004 code for a protein of 667 amino acids. The record is from RefSeq and is a predicted model, not a curated record. The transcript has 15 exons. Gene Ontology annotation, biological process: regulation of cytokinesis; mitotic G1/S transition checkpoint signaling; mitotic cell cycle.